This is a messenger RNA of Phialemonium atrogriseum, 1436 nucleotides long. RefSeq lists its product as uncharacterized. Bases 1 to 1128 code for a protein of 375 amino acids. Lineage: Eukaryota; Fungi; Ascomycota; Sordariomycetes; Cephalothecales; Cephalothecaceae. The transcript is spliced from 3 exons. The record is from RefSeq and is a predicted model, not a curated record.
AUGAGCGGUGGUGCCAUCCGCAAGGCUCUGGGCAACCUGGUGGUGGCCCAGGGCCGCCACGACGACGACGCAGCGUUGCGUUGUGCGCGUGCUGACUUGGAAGAGGAGGAGUCAUACUUUGCGAUUAUCUAUUCGUUCGUCCCCCAGGAAGUCCUGGAUGUGAAUACCGUCCAGUCGCAGCUCGAUUUCUUCCACCGGACUGGGUUUAUGGUGACGCUCUCUAGAGAGGAAAACUGGCGUGGCCAGGUAGUUCUCCUGUGGAAAUGGCAGAAAGCACCUCCCAACGCGACCACCGGCGAGGCCGCCACCGCGGCGGCCCCCUCGGAGAAGUACGACCCGACGACCCGGCUCCGCUCGGGCGCCAACCCGCGCACGAAGCCGACCGACGCGGAGCUGGCGGCCAAGAUGGAGAAGAUGCGGAUCCUGUCUGCCGAGAAGACGCGGCGGUUCGAGCAGGCGCAGCGCGACGAGAGCGACCACGCGAUCGCGUACGCGCGGGGCAUGGAGGAGGCGCGCAAGCGGCGCGCCGCCGAGGAGGAGAGGCGGCGCCGCGGCGAGGAGGACCGCCGCAGGAUGGAGGACGAGCGGGCCGCCAACCGCGAGCGCAAGCUGCGCGCCAUGGGCCAGAAGGAGGGCGGCUGGGACGAGGGCAAGGAGGAGAGGCUGGCCGAGGAGGACCGCCGCGGGUUCAGGGGCGCCAACGGCGGGGUCCGGGGGGUCAGGCGCGCGGGCGGCGGCGGCGGCGGCCUCGCCGGGAGCAGGUAUGCUACUGCGCCGGACGAGCCGGACAGCAGCGGCGGGAGGGAUUUCGGCGGGGAGCGGGGGAACCGUGGCCGCGGCCGCGGAAGAGGAGGCCCCAUCAGAGGCGGACGAGGGGGCCGGGGCGGCUUCCAAGACGAGCACGCUCAGAAUGGUGCUGCGGGUCGGCCGAAGCCUGACCCGCCGGCCAUGUCAAAGGAUGACUUCCCCGCGUUGCCGCCGGCGGAUAACACCAAGACCGAAGACGCCGUUGGGGCCACGGCCAAGCUUCCCCCCGCCAUCCUGAAUCCCAUCUCGCCUCUGUCUCCAGGCAUUGGGGGAUGGGAUGAAGAAAUGGCCGCCAUCGAUGCCAAAAACCGCAAGUUAUAGCGUAACGUUGCGUGGAAAGUCUACGAAUGGCUCGAUGAACAACAGGGGGUAGACGGACUCCUUUCCCAGCACCGAAACGGUACCUCUUUCAACCCUUGAAUCACGACAGACACGUCGAGCGGUCCCCAAUUUGGACGAAGGGGAGGCUGGGUGGCUAGAUUCAAGAUACCGACUAGCUAAAACACGCCCAAAAAAAACGGCUGGAGCCUGGCGGAGAAGGCUCCGUCUGAGAGAGACAGGGGAAGUAACCCGGGACACCGUAUAGCACCCCUCAAACGAUACUCAUACUUGACUUUUUGUCUAUAUUA